UUAAUUUGCUCAUUCUAAAAACAACAAAACUUGAGUUAAACUUCUUUUUGUCAGAGAAAGAUCAAGAAAAUGAAAAGCUUCAUGGGGCAUCUGAUUGUAGCUGCAGUCUUUCUGGCAUCGGUUUCUUCCAUUGUCAAUGCUAACGAUCCAGGCUCCGUACAAGACUUUUGUGUUGCAGCUAGAAAUCCAAAUUCUGCUGUGUUCGUCAACGGUCAAUUUUGCAAAGAUCCAAAGCUGGCUGUGGCAGAAGAUUUCUUUCUCGCAGCAUUCAAUAAGCCUGGAGUCAUUACGAGCCCACAAGGUUCCAUAGUAAAACCCGCUAAUGUUGCUCAAAUUCCUGGACUUAACACUCUUGGUAUCUCUAUGGUGCGUAUUGACUAUGCUCCCUAUGGAGGUAUGAAUCCUCCACAUACCCACCCGAGGGCCACCGAAAUUUUGGUCGUCUUGGAAGGUACUCUUGAUGUUGGAUUUGUCACAUCGAAUCCCGAAAACAAACUCAUCGCAAAGACCCUUCAAAAGGGAGAUGUGUUUGUAUUCCCCAUCGGCCUCAUUCAUGCCCAAGUUAAUGUUGGAAAGACCCCAGCUGUUGCUAUUGCUGCUCUAAGCAGUCAAAACCCUGGUGUGAUCACAAUUGCUAAUGCUGUUUUUGGUUCUAAACCAUUCAUUCCUACUGAUAUCCUCGCCAAGGCUUUUCAAGUUGACAAUAACAUUAUUGACCAUCUCCAGGCUCAGUUUCCGAAGCAGGCUUGAAGAAUUUGCGUGAUAACAACUGUUUAAUUUGUAUGUGUAUUGAAGAAUAAACCCAAAUGAUGCAACCUAAAACAUCGCCUUCAUUUAUUUUAUUUUGCUCUAUUUGAAAAUUGUGAU
This is a messenger RNA of Papaver somniferum (opium poppy), 867 nucleotides long. Its product is annotated as putative germin-like protein 2-1. NCBI's taxonomy places the organism in Eukaryota, Viridiplantae, Streptophyta, Magnoliopsida, Ranunculales, Papaveraceae. The record is from RefSeq and is a predicted model, not a curated record. Gene Ontology annotation, cellular component: cell wall. The transcript has 2 exons. Gene Ontology annotation, molecular function: manganese ion binding. Bases 70 to 750 code for a protein of 226 amino acids.